This is a messenger RNA of Manihot esculenta (cassava), 3393 nucleotides long. RefSeq names its product BEL1-like homeodomain protein 8. The record is from RefSeq and is a predicted model, not a curated record. The coding region runs from base 601 to 3021 and encodes 806 amino acids. The transcript has 5 exons. Gene Ontology annotation, molecular function: DNA-binding transcription factor activity, RNA polymerase II-specific; RNA polymerase II cis-regulatory region sequence-specific DNA binding. Gene Ontology annotation, biological process: regulation of transcription by RNA polymerase II. Lineage: Eukaryota; Viridiplantae; Streptophyta; Magnoliopsida; Malpighiales; Euphorbiaceae.
AUGGUUUUGUUUUAUUAUUUAUUUAGUUAUUAAAGCUUCUUGCAAGACAGAAACCAAAGCUGGCUCAGAGUUAAACUGGCUGUAGAGCUGUUUUUAAGAUUUGUUUGUGCUUCGCCAGUUGGAUCUGUAACUUAAAGUCUGAAGUCUUGUUACUGUAUGGUGAUAACAGUGAGUUUCAUGGUGGUUUUUUAACGGACUAGGGUUAACAGUACGUGAAGUAGAAUCACAGUACAGAAUUAUAUAUAUAAAUAUAUAGAUUACGGGGAUAGUGUUAUGUUUUCACCUUCCUUUUCGUUUGCGAACUCUUGAGUUGGCUCAUCUUUAUCUCUACCGAACAGUGAAAGAUUUUGCACACUGUUUUGCUUUGGUGGGUGAAUCCAUGAGAAAAGUGCCAACAGUUUUUGUUUUAUAUUUCAGACAAAGCCAGCUCUUGUUUGCUCCCUCUCGGGAAGCGAAUGAAAUGACGACCAGAUUGGAUUAUUUUUCUUACAAUUUUCUUUAACUUCUACGGAAGUAACCCUCGAAAGGGCUUCAGUUGUCUGAUGAGAACACUUGAGAUAGAUUCUACUGAGGAUAAUAGGUGAAUUCCCAAGAGUGUAGAUGGAUACAAGCAGUUUCAGGCCAGGUGAAUCACAUGUAGCACAGCAAAGCAGAAGAGAUAAGCUAAGAGUUCAAGCGAGCUCAGCUUCAGCAGCUCAUCAUUUAGAUGACUUCUCUAACAACUUGGAACAGUUGUCGGUCCAUUCCGGGUUAAACCCAGAUCUUGUUCAGGUUCGAAAUGUUAGAAACGCCAGUAUCCUUUAUGACCCUACUACUACUGUGUUUUCGUCUGAAAUGCUCAAUUUUGCAACUCGUUCUACUGGAGUUUUACCAGCCCAAAGGCAUGCAAUGGCUGAUCAAGAACUAGCUGCAAUGACCCAUAACAUGUCUCAUCCAGUUUCCUCCAACAUUAAAGCCAAUUCCAGUGACCCACAAGCGUGUAGCAACUGGAGAAGCAGUGAUACGCAGCAGUGUUAUGACUGGAUGGUGAAUUAUGCAAGUGGAUCAUCAGUAGGUAGAGAAAACAAUCAAAAACCUAUUUUUGUUGGGGAUGUCUUGUCAAAUAAUGCAAGGGUAACCGAUAUUUCUACACCUACACAAUAUGUGAAGCCUAUUUACGAUGGAUAUCAAAGUGUUCAAUCUUCAUUGGCCAUUCCCUCAAGUGAAAUUCAUGGUCAAGGCAGCCAAAGGCAACAUAGAGAGAUGCAGUUCGCUUCUCAUAUGCAUCCAUUUUACCACAACACACUGGCUGAUGUUGUCACUUCAGCUUCUAAUGCAUAUGGAAAUCAUUCGACUGCUUUAUGUUUCGAUAAUGCCAAUACUUGGAUGAACAGACCUGUCGAGAGUUGCCAUCAAUGGAGUAGUGAAAUGGGUCUUGUUACAAGGAAGAAUAGCCAAGAGUUGAGGACUCUUGCACGCGAUCCCAAUACUCAGGUUCUAUCUCUGUCUCUUUCAUCAAAUCCACCAUCUAGAGGGAAUAUAACUCAGUUUGAAGAAGGAUACGAAUCUGAACAUAUGCAAUCAAAGCCUGGUGAACUCAAAGAAUCACAUAAUCAAGAUUCCAAGAUUUUAAAAUCAUCAAAUUAUUUGUGUUCAAUGUCAAAGCCGGCAAUUAUCAGUAGAAGUGCUGGGAAAUCGCUUAGUGAUAUGGUGGGUACGUCUAAUUAUAAUGUUCUUCAGAAUGCUGGUCCUCUUGGGCCUUUCACAGGAUAUGCAACGAUUCUAAAGAGUUCUAAAUUCUUGAAGCCAGCUCAACAGCUAUUAGAUGAGUUCUGUCGUGCAGCAGGUUUAAAACUCUUGAAAACUUGUGAGGGGUCUGCGAGGAUUUCUGGAGAUUGUGCAGAGACGGGGGCUAAAGUCAAUAACACAACGUUCUACAGCUCUAAUGAAGUGAGUGGUGAUGUUGCAGUUGCAGUUGCGAGCAGUACUUGCGAAUCUUUAAGGUCUGAAUACCAACAAAAGAAAGCAAAGCUUCUAUAUUUGCAGGAGGAGGUAUGCCAUAGAUACAAGCAAUAUCACCAGCAGAUGCAAAUGGUGGCUUCAUCAUUUGAAUCAGUUGCUGGUCUCAGUACUGCUACCCCGUAUGUUUCUUUGGCUCUCAAGACUGUGUCAAGGAAUUUUCGUUGUGUAAGGCAUGCUAUCUCGGAUCAGCUCAAGCAUGUAGCAAAGGCCCUAGGGGAGGAUUUGUUGUCCCCUAAUACAGGUACAAGUAGUAGCAAAGGUGAUACGAGCACAUCAAGGCUCAAAUACACGGAUCAAAACUUUCAAAGGUACAGAUGUGGUGGGGCUAAUGCGGGCUUCUUUGAAUCCCAACAACACGUCUGGCGGCCCCAGAGAGGUCUACCAGAACGUUCAGUGGCCAUACUUAGAGCUUGGCUGUUUGAGCAUUUUCUUCAUCCGUACCCUUCGGACACCGAUAAACACAUGUUGGCCACUCAAACAGGACUAUCGCGUAACCAGGUCUCAAAUUGGUUUAUAAAUGCUCGGGUGCGUGUUUGGAAACCUAUGGUUGAAGAAAUACACAUGCUUGAAACCAAAGGUUUAGCAGAAAAUCAAACUUAUGCAAAUCUUGAGGGAAAAUCUGUUGAGGGUACCAGCCACCCAUUGCAGGAGCAAUCUUCAAAUAAUAUAGGUGCAGAUUCUAUGCUUAAUAAGCAGUUGGAGUGCUCCGGUACAGGUUCCUCAUCGGGCAGCGGAGAACAUCUGGAUGCAGAGCAGUGGAGUCAAGAAAAAAGAUCAAGAAUAGAGUUUCAGGCCCCAACUAGUAUGGAUGGAUCAGUGAUGAAUUUUCUGCCAUACCAGAGGACUAGUGGUGUUGACAUUGGAGGACUAGGAGCUGUUUCACUUACACUCGGGCUCAGGCACGGUGUUGAAAAUGCUCAACACCAGCAACCGCAUCAGCAGCAUCCACAAUUGCAGCAACGUGAGGAUCAACAUAGGCGGCGAUUCGGAGGUCAGAUGAUUCAUGAUUUUGUGGGUUGAUUGUGUUUUAAGUCUUAAAUCUUUGAAUGGAAGUGAAAAGCGAAUAAUUAAGGAGAGAGAACAAGAAAAAGCUCCUUUUUUUAUUUCACCAAUUUAUUUAUCUUUUACAUUGUCUUGGAAAAAUCCAUUUGCAAUACUUGGAUCGAGUCUUGAGGCUUAAAAAAUUUGUUUUUGCUACUGAUGCAUGGUAGCCAAAUUUCUCCAUGAAAUGUUCUACAAGUUUAAGGUUUAAUGUGGUGAAGGUAUUAUGAUUUGGUUUUAUUCCAAAUCAAGAGAGUUGGGUGGUCUAACUUGUAUACCAAAACCAAUGUAAAGCUUUCGGUUUGAUCUUACAAUCCAAAUUUCAUUGCUGACUUAAUGUUUUUUCUCGUC